This is a messenger RNA of Aspergillus alliaceus, 444 nucleotides long. RefSeq names its product FAD binding domain-containing protein. Gene Ontology annotation, molecular function: FAD binding. Bases 1 to 444 code for a protein of 147 amino acids. The transcript is spliced from 2 exons. NCBI's taxonomy places the organism in Eukaryota, Fungi, Ascomycota, Eurotiomycetes, Eurotiales, Aspergillaceae. The record is from RefSeq and is a predicted model, not a curated record.
AUGGACCAGAUCGCCGAGAUCAUGCAGCCAUAUACCAUGAAGACAAACCAAAUCGCCUGGUAUACCACCUACAAGCGGGUAUGCCCGAAGAUCUCAAUCUACAAUCGUAUAUUCCUGGCUGGUGAGGCAAUCCAUACUCACUCCCCUAAAGUGGGACAAGGAAUGAAAGUCAGCAUGCAGGACACAUACAACCUCGGAUGGAAACUUGCUUCCGUGAUUCAUGGCGCCUCGCCACCGAAUAUAUUAGACACGUAUGCGGAAGAAAGGCUACCAAUCGCCAAACGGCUUACACAGCUGGACUGGCGUAUCUGCCGCAGAAUGUGCAGUCGGAACGAAAGUGAACCUAUGCUUUGUGAUAGAUUCGAUGAGGAUCACAAGCGUGCCAUUCGCGAAGAAAAUACUUCAGCUUCUGGUCUCACCGCAACCUAUCAACUUUCUUAUUAG